GUGAGUUCCCAACUUUGUUUCUUCACUCCGGCUUUGGAUAAAACAUCCAUCUCUUAUAUUUUACUAUACCUUGGUGCUUGGCUUAUCUUUUACGGCCUGUUGACAUGUGGAUAGAGUCGACGUUCAUUCACGGCCCUCGGCUUCUGGGGUCGCUGCUGCUGGCUAUUACUCUUCCUCAAGCCAUCACCGUCGAUGCGGCUGCCAUCCAAGAAGUUUUCCAGCAAAAUGCGCCUGGGCAUAUCGGUGGCGUCGCCAGUGAGAGCAGAGAAUGCAGCGCCAUAGGAAGGGAUCUGCUGGCCCGAGGGGGCAAUGCUGUCGACGCCUUGGUUGGGACGACGUUUUGCGUUGGCGUUAUUGGCAUGUACCACUCGGGUAUCGGUGGUGGAGGCUUUGCCGUGCUUCGGGAUGCCAACGGCGAGUAUGAAGCCAUCGACUUCAGAGAAGCUGCGCCGGCCGCCGCCUUUGAGGACAUGUACAACAACAACGUGAGCGCAAGCGUUCGCGGUGGACUUGCUGUCGGCGUUCCCAGCGAAGUGAAGGGCCUCGAGUACAUGCACACAAAGUAUGGCGUCCUGCCUUGGAAGACAGUCAUGCAAGGUGCUAUUCACGUAGCCCGAAAUGGAUUCCGAGUUUCAAACGACCUUAUUCGGUAUAUGGGCAGUACUCUCAAAGCCGAUGGAGAGACUUUUCUUACCAAGGAUCCCAACUGGGCUACGGACUUUGCCCCUGAUGGUGACUUGGUCAAAGAAGGUUCUUGGAUGACACGCAAACGCUAUGCAGACACCCUUGAAAAGAUUUCCGAGCAGGGCUCAGAAGUUUUUUAUUCUGGAGAAAUGGCCAAAACCAUAGUUGACUUUAUUCAAAGCACCGGUGGGACAAUGACCCUCGAGGACAUGGCAAAUUACAAAGUUAUAAUUCGUCCCGUUCACAAUGUCACAUAUCGAGGUCUUGUGCUUCACGGCAUUGGGGCUCCCGCCGGCGGUACCGUCAGUCUCCAGAUUCUCAAGAUCAUGGAGCGUUAUAACUCGGAAGACUGGUCCGAUCAAGAUCUAUCCCGCCAUCGCCUUACCGAGGCCAUGCGUUUUGCUUAUGCUGCUCGAAUCAGUCUCGGCGACCCAGAAUAUGUGGACGACGAUGUGGAGGGCUUUGAACAGGAAAUGCUUGACCCUAAGAACAUUGACGCCAUUCAUGAGAGAAUCUGGGAUAACCAGACACACCCAGCCAAGUACUACAACCCUAAGAAGUUUUAUGUACCCGAUAGCCAUGGCACCUCGCACAUUGCAGCUGCCGAUAAGUCUGGCAUGGCCGUAUCUCUGACGACGACCGUUAACCUCCUUUUUGGAGCUGAAAUUGUUGAACCUACAACAGGCAUCAUUUUAAACAAUGAGAUGAACGACUUCUCUAUUCCCGGCGUCAGCAACGAGUUCGGCUUUGCUCCCUCCGUCGCAAACUACAUCCGCCCCGGCAAACGCCCUCUCUCCUCCAUCACUCCCAUCAUCGCUUCUUUCCCCAACGGCACUCUCUACGCUGUCAUCGGCGCUGCUGGCGGCUCCCGUAUCAUCUCUGCCACCGCUCAAGUGUUAUGGCACAUCCUCGACGGGCAUGACGAAACUCUUGCGGGAGCUCUAGAGCGACCACGGCUACACGACCAGCUCAUGCCGAAUCACGUUCUACUGGAAGAAAUGUUUGACGAUGAAGUAGCGGUAGGUUUGGAGAAAAGAGGCCACAAUGUGAGCUGGGUGCGACCAACCCUGAGCUCUGUACAGGCAGUGAGGAGGUUCACUGAUGGUGUGUUUGAAGCGGCGAGCGAGCCUAGGCAGAAGAACAGCGCGGGAUAUACCCUGUAGCUGGAGCAUAGGAAUUUUAUUGGGAUGAAGGUUAUGAUAAAUAUUUUUACCAAUAGAGCUAGACUUAGUAGUGAUACCAUUAGCAUUAGCGCAAACCUGGGUUGUUGCUUUCCUAUUUAUAAUCCUUGUGGGAUCUCUGGUGUGGAAGAAGGAAACGGAGGUAUACGACAAUGGGGUAUUUUAUGACUGUUUCAACGUCUUUAUUUUCUAAACUGUAUCCCUAUAUAUACAAUGAUUAGAACUUUUACUUGUCUUUCUUUAGCCAG
Molecule: messenger RNA, 2113 nt
Organism: Trichoderma asperellum CBS 433.97
Lineage: Eukaryota; Fungi; Ascomycota; Sordariomycetes; Hypocreales; Hypocreaceae
Biological process (GO): glutathione catabolic process
Cellular component (GO): plasma membrane
Molecular function (GO): glutathione gamma-glutamate hydrolase
Source: RefSeq, a predicted model, not a curated record